Molecule: messenger RNA, 2071 nt
Organism: Hippoglossus stenolepis (Pacific halibut)
Lineage: Eukaryota; Metazoa; Chordata; Actinopteri; Pleuronectiformes; Pleuronectidae
Product: sialic acid synthase
Exons: 6
Coding region: 242-1297 (351 amino acids)
Biological process (GO): carbohydrate biosynthetic process
Molecular function (GO): N-acylneuraminate-9-phosphate synthase activity
Source: RefSeq, a predicted model, not a curated record
CUUUGCUGCCUUACCUGGUCAGACCGGUACCCGAGCUUUCACUCUGUGUUUUUGCCUUUUGCUAUUUUUGGAAAGGUUUUUGGAUAGUUUUGUUUUAAAGUAAAUUGAACCGUUUCACUUUUUACUCUGUGUCUGACUCUGAGCUCUGAAUCUUAAGUCCUGAAAUCCAGUUGAUUGGAACACAGGGCACCUGACUCCUGUCUGCAGUUCACUCGUCACUUGUCCUGCGUACACCACCAGAAUGCCUCUGCAGUUUGAGCUGUGUCCCGGCAGGAUGAUCGGGGGCUCCCAUCCCUGCUUCAUCAUAGCUGAGAUUGGACAAAACCACCAGGGAGACAUUGAAAUUGCAAAGAAAAUGAUCAAGAUGGCAAAGGACUGUGGUGCUGACUGUGCUAAGUUCCAGAAAAGUGAAUUGGAUCACAAAUUCAGCAAGCGAGCCUUGGAGCGCCCCUACAAAUCUAUUCACUCCUGGGGCAAAACCUACGGGGAGCACAAGCGUCACUUGGAGUUCAGCCACGACCAGUACAAGGAGCUGAAGAAGCAUGCAAAAGAAAUUGGCAUCUUCUUCACAGCCUCUGGCAUGGAUGAGAUGGCUGUGGAGUUCCUCGAUGAGCUGGACGUCCCUUUCUUCAAAGUUGCCUCCUGCGAUGCAAACAACUUCCCCUAUCUGGAGAAAACUGCCAAAAAAGGACGUCCCAUGGUGGUGUCCACCGGGAUGCAGUCCAUGGAGACGGUGCGUCGCGUCUACCAGACAGUGAAGGAGCAUAACCAGAACUUCACCAUUCUGCAGUGCACCAGCGCCUACCCUCUGGACCCUAAAGACGUCAACCUCAGUGUGAUCCGGGAAUACCAGAGGGAAUUUCCAGAUGUUCCCAUCGGAUAUUCUGGACAUGAGCAGGGGCUCUACAUCACUUUGGCCGCGGUGGCGAUGGGAGCAAAGGUCGUGGAACGCCACGUGACCCUGGAUAAGACCUGGAAGGGAAAUGACCACGAGGCAUCCCUGGAGCCAUCGGAGCUGAAAGAGCUGGUCCAAGCCAUUCGACUGCUGGAGAUGGCGAUGGGAUCACCCACCAAGCAAAUGUUACCCUGUGAGAAGAACUGCCACGAUAAGUUGGGUAAGUCGUUGGUGGCCAAGGUGGCCAUCCCCAAAGGCACCGCAUUGAGCCUGGACAUGUUUGCGGUGAAGGUCGGCGAGCCAAAGGGCAUCUCCCCUGAGACCAUGCAGCAGCUGGUGGGCAAGAAGCUCAACGUGGCCGUGGAGGAGGACGACAGCAUCUUGGCCAACAUGAUAGAGUAAAGGAUACGCAGGAUCCGGUUGAGGGAGAAAGAGGCAGACAAACAGAAAGGGAAACGGAAUGAUAGAGCAAGGUACAUGAGAAGAAUAUGGAUAGGGUGUGUUGUGUGUCUACAGGAAGAGAUACAGUCAAUGGAGAGAUCCAGAGGGAAGAAGAAAGACAAGCAGAGGAUCAUGUCGGGGUGAAAGAGAAAGAGGUGGGAUAUAUAGAGAGAGAAGUGCAGCUAGAGAAAAGUUAAAACAGGGUGAACAGAUCUGAUCAGAUAUUAAAGUUACCACAUGAUGCUGAUAGUUGAACCAAAGAGGGUGUUGCUGUGAGAUGUAAUUACAAGCAGACAGUAAUUACAGGGUGUGGUGCAUGGUUUGCGUUGUGCACCACAACUAUUUAACUGAAGUUCAAAUAGUCACUCCACCAGCCCUGUCAAGAACUGAGAAAUCCACCAUGUCAGUAUUUCUCAUGUGUGGUGUGAACAUCAUCUGUACAUGGAAUGAUCUGUCCCUGCCCAUUUUUACCCAGCUGUACAUCUAAAAAGGGAUGAGGUUAUGUGCAGUACGUAUUUGUGGAGGAUGUUCAAGAUUAAUGGUGUUGGGUUUUCUUUUGCAACUUCAGUUAGUUUGCAUAGAUGCCGCAUGUGACCCUUCAAUAGUAACCAGUGCUUCUGUUCUAUUAAUCUUGCAAAUAAAGAUGGUCCUGCAAAUAAAAAAACAUAUUGAGAAUAAAAUGGUCCUGCAGAUAAAAUAAAUACUGCAAAUAAAGAUGAAUCUUGUAAAUAAAAA